Messenger RNA from Zeugodacus cucurbitae (melon fly), 508 nucleotides. Its product is annotated as bolA-like protein 3. NCBI's taxonomy places the organism in Eukaryota, Metazoa, Arthropoda, Insecta, Diptera, Tephritidae. The transcript is spliced from 2 exons. The record is from RefSeq and is a predicted model, not a curated record. The coding region runs from base 1 to 306 and encodes 101 amino acids.
AUGGUUACGAUGAGCCAUCUGCGCGGAAUUUCUUCGAUUUUAACGCGAUGUUUAUCGUCGGUUCAGCAAAAUAACGCCCAACAGCAAAUUCACCAACUGUUAACUGGAAGAUUUCCUAAGGCAAGCGUUAACGUUGUUGAUGUAUCUGGAGGAUGUGGUGCAAUGUUUGAGGUAUUUGUGGAAGCCGUAGAAUUUGAAGGAUUGUCCACUUUAAAGCAGCAUAAAUUGAUAACACAAACAUUAAAAGAGCAAAUAAAAAAUAUGCAUGGUGUCCGCAUACAUACAUCAAUACCAAAAGCUAAAUAAUAUCAAGUCUACAAAUCAAAUUUCUAUGCCUUGGCCAAAGCAAACAAGUUGUUAUGUAGUUUUAAUCUGCUUUCAGAAACCUUGUGAAUGUACGAUAAGGCAACAGGAAUCAAACAGGGUGUCUGAAAUAUAUUAUUCGAAAGUAAUUUCUAUAGAAAUGUUAACAAGUUGAAUACGCAAUAAAAAAGAAAAUUACUCUUCA